Molecule: messenger RNA, 1082 nt
Organism: Amphimedon queenslandica
Lineage: Eukaryota; Metazoa; Porifera; Demospongiae; Haplosclerida; Niphatidae
Product: jmjC domain-containing protein 4-like
Exons: 9
Coding region: 18-1082 (354 amino acids)
Biological process (GO): positive regulation of translational termination; protein hydroxylation
Cellular component (GO): cytoplasm; nucleus
Molecular function (GO): 2-oxoglutarate-dependent dioxygenase activity; sequence-specific DNA binding
Source: RefSeq, a predicted model, not a curated record
ACUAAGGUGGACGAUUAAUGGAACUUGUACCUUGUACAAUCAGCUACAUAGAGUUUGCAGAGCAAUACCUGAAGGAGAACAGACCAUGUCUUAUAGACCAGGAGCUAACUGCAUCUUGGAAAGCAAGAAAAUUAUGGCAGAAGGGAGGGAAGCCAUUUUUAGAAUAUUUAAAGAAGGAAUUUGGAGAAUCCCAGGUUCCUGUCACUGAUUGCAAUGACAUUCAAUUCUCAUCACAUCCAAAGCAGACCUGGUCUUUUGCAGCAUACAUUGACUACUGGAGACAAUACAAUAUCUCCUUGUACUCCUCCAGUGAUAAGCAUACUGAAAAGAGACAGCUAUAUCUAAAAGACUGGCAUUUCACGAGAGAUUAUCCUAAUUAUGGCCUAUACACUACACCUCAUGUCUUCUCUAUUGACUGGUUAAAUGAAGUAUGGGAUCAGGAGUCUCCUGGAGCAGAGGAUCACCAUCAAGUGAAGGACGAUUAUCGUUUUGUAUACAUGGGGCCAAAAGGAACAUGGACUCCAUUUCAUGUUGAUGUUUUCCGAUCAUAUAGUUGGUCAGUUAAUGUCUGUGGUCUCAAGGAAUGGCUGAUAUAUCCUCCAGGAGAGGAGAAGCAUCUAAGAGAUAAAUAUGGUAACCUUCCUCUUGAUGUAACAGGAACUGAGCUACAAGAUACCUCAAUGUAUCCAAAUGCACAUAAAGCAAUUAAACCAUUGCACGUAAUACAAGGAAUUGGACAGGCCAUCUUUGUACCAAGUGGCUGGCAUCAUCAAGUGAAAAAUUUGGAAGAUACUAUAUCUAUCAAUCAUAACUGGACUAAUGGAUUCGGUAUUGCAUACACAUGGAAAUACUUAAAGACAGAAUUAAUACUGGUAGAGAAAGAGAUUGAUGAUUGCAGAAGUAUGGAGGGUUGGUCAGAGCAAUGUCAAGUUAUAUUAAGGUCUGAUGCUGGUAUGAAUAUUAACGAUUUCUAUCACUUUAUACUCAAAAUUAUUCACCCAAGACUUGAGAGAUUAAAAAAAUUAACAGAAGCCUCAAAACAAGGUAUGCCAAGUAGUUCAAUAAACAUAAUUAAUAAUUAA